Molecule: messenger RNA, 4271 nt
Organism: Callorhinchus milii (elephant shark)
Lineage: Eukaryota; Metazoa; Chordata; Chondrichthyes; Chimaeriformes; Callorhinchidae
Gene: cul3b
Product: cullin 3b
Exons: 16
Coding region: 89-2392 (767 amino acids)
Biological process (GO): ubiquitin-dependent protein catabolic process; protein ubiquitination
Cellular component (GO): Cul3-RING ubiquitin ligase complex
Molecular function (GO): ubiquitin protein ligase binding
Source: RefSeq, a predicted model, not a curated record
CCCCCCCAACCAUCUCUCCGUUAAAAAAAGUGACUCCUCUCUGUCUAUCUAAUGUGAGGGGGUUGGGAGACGGUCCAAGACACGAACCAUGUCAAACCUGGGCAAGGCCGGGACCAAGAAAGACACCAAGAUGAGGAUACGAGCCUUUCCCAUGACAAUGGAUGAAAAGUAUGUAAAUAGCAUCUGGGAUCUAUUGAAGAAUGCAAUCCAAGAGAUUCAGCGCAAAAAUAAUAGUGGACUCAGCUUUGAGGAGCUCUACCGAAAUGCUUACACAAUGGUAUUACAUAAGCAUGGUGAGAAACUAUAUACUGGAUUGAGAGAAGUGGUUACUGAGCAUCUGAUCAAUAAGGUACGGGAAGAUGUGCUAAAUUCAUUGAAUAACAACUUCCUCCAAACUUUAAAUCAAGCCUGGAAUGACCACCAAACCGCAAUGGUGAUGAUCAGAGACAUCCUCAUGUACAUGGAUCGUGUGUAUGUACAACAGAAUAAUGUAGAGAAUGUUUACAACCUGGGGUUGAUCAUUUUCAGAGAUCAGGUUGUACGCUACGGUUGUAUUCGAGACCACCUACGGCAAACACUUCUGGAUAUGAUUGCUCGGGAGAGGAAGGGAGAGGUGGUGGAUAGAGGUGCAAUUCGAAACGCAUGCCAGAUGCUAAUGAUUUUAGGUCUAGAAGGACGAUCAGUUUAUGAGGAAGAUUUUGAGGCUCCAUUUUUAGAGAUGUCUGCUGAAUUCUUUCAGAUGGAAAGCCAGAAGUUUUUGGCAGAGAACAGUGCAUCUGUGUACAUAAAGAAGGUGGAGGCGAGGAUUAAUGAAGAAAUUGAGCGAGUGAUGCACUGCCUUGAUAAGUCUACAGAAGAGCCAAUUGUUAAGGUGGUGGAGAGAGAACUCAUCUCCAAACAUAUGAAGACUAUAGUAGAAAUGGAAAACUCAGGCCUAGUCCAUAUGCUAAAAAAUGGAAAGACAGAAGAUCUAGCUUGUAUGUACAAACUGUUCAGCCGUGUACCAAACGGUCUGAAAACGAUGUGUGAAUGCAUGAGUUCCUACUUGAGAGAGCAGGGUAAAGCUCUGGUAUCUGAGGAAGGAGAAGGCAAGAACCCAGUUGACUACAUUCAGGGCCUUCUGGAUCUGAAGGGCAGGUUUGAUCGUUUCCUUCAGGAUUCGUUCAACAAUGACCGUCUCUUCAAACAAACCAUUGCUGGUGACUUUGAAUACUUCCUCAAUCUCAACUCAAGAUCUCCUGAGUAUUUGUCACUAUUUAUUGAUGACAAGCUGAAGAAGGGAGUGAAAGGACUGACAGAACAAGAAGUGGAGACCAUCUUAGACAAGGCCAUGGUUCUUUUCCGGUUUAUGCAGGAGAAGGAUGUGUUUGAGCGAUAUUACAAGCAACAUUUGGCCAGAAGACUUCUCACCAACAAAAGUGUGUCUGAUGACUCCGAGAAAAAUAUGAUUUCAAAACUUAAGACUGAAUGCGGCUGCCAGUUUACAUCCAAACUGGAGGGAAUGUUCAGGGACAUGAGUAUCUCAAACACAACGAUGGAUGAGUUCCGACAGCACUUACAAUCUACAGGGGUUUCUCUAGGAGGUGUUGAUUUGACAGUAAGAGUCUUAACCACGGGUUAUUGGCCUACUCAAUCAGCCACACCAAAAUGUAACAUCCCUCCAGCACCACGACAUGCCUUUGAAGUCUUUAGAAGAUUCUACUUGGCAAAGCACAGUGGACGACAGCUCACACUCCAACACCACAUGGGUUCAGCAGAUCUAAAUGCCACUUUCUAUGGCCCAGUGAAAAAGGAAGACGGAUCUGAGGUUGGCGUAGGUGGAGCUCAAGUAACUGGUUCUAAUACCAGAAAGCACAUAUUACAAGUGUCUACUUUCCAGAUGACUAUAUUAAUGCUGUUUAACAACAGAGAAAAAUAUACAUUUGAGGAAAUUCAGCAAGAGACAGAUAUUCCUGAACGAGAGCUGAUCCGAGCUCUUCAGUCAUUGGCGUGUGGCAAGCCAACACAACGGGUCCUGAGCAAAGAGCCCAAGUCAAAGGAAAUUGAGCCUGGUCAUGUUUUUGUAGUGAAUGAUCAGUUUACAUCAAAGUUACACAGAGUCAAGAUUCAAACAGUUGCUGCCAAACAAGGAGAGUCAGACCCAGAACGAAAAGAAACCCGGCAGAAAGUUGACGAUGACCGAAAGCAUGAAAUUGAAGCUGCCAUUGUCCGCAUCAUGAAAUCAAGGAAGAAGAUGCAACACAAUGUUCUGGUAGCAGAGGUGACUCAGCAGCUGAAGGCUCGUUUCUUACCAAGCCCAGUGGUUAUUAAAAAGAGAAUCGAGGGACUUAUUGAGAGAGAAUAUUUGGCACGAACACCUGAGGAUCGCAAAGUAUACACUUAUGUAGCAUAAGGUGCAUUCGGCAGGUUGAUCUGUUCUGGACUGUAUAAUCGCAUGAACUGGGAGGUUCGUUUUAAAAAUAUUAAGAAGACCUUCUCCAAAUAAAUUGCAGUAAGUGUACUAGAUUAUUCAGAUCAAGCCCUCAUUCCCUGUGAUAAUUUUGAACACGAAUGGACCCAACUUCUGGUUGCUCACCGUUUUACCCAUGUAGAGAUCAUCUUUAACAGUUCCUCGGGAAAAUGUGAAUGUUGUUUCCAUUUCGUUUUCAGUACUGUAAAAAAAGGAAAUAAAAUCUAGAAAACGUGAAAUACCAUCAAUACAAAUAAAAAUAAUUGUUUGAAUUUAUUUUUCCCUGCUUCUCAACAUUGAUGUAAAGGUGUUUUUUUCCUAAAUGUUUGGCAUCUUGUAAGGAUUGGGUAUAUUAUUUAUAUAUAUAUAUAAUAUAUUAUAUAUAAAAAUAUAUUCAGCUGGUUAAAUGAACUGCAACUGCCUCAUUUGUAUUGCCUACUUUUGAGACGUUCCAGUAAUCAGAAACCUAUAUUUGAACCAAACAAAAUCUACUGCUGCAAACGGCAGGAAUAUGCUAUUUUUUAAAGCACACUUUAUUUUACCGUUGGACAAAGUAACUGUAUGUGUUAAGUCAGCAGAAAUCUUUGGGUGGGGCCCUGAAAAACAAGGCAUUACACCAUUAACACUUUUUUUCAUUGGCAUUUGCAGUCCGUUCCCAGUUACUUAUGAAGUGAAUAAACUUGUUUUAUUUUUAGUGUGUAUAAAAUGUAUAAUUUUUUNGCUGUUGUACUCACUGCUGAUAGUAGCUUGCACAGCGCACUGUUUUCAUUACAUUACUUGUAGCCACAGGAAUUCGAAAUAAAAAUGAGUAAAACUAGUGAAAACCGACAUUGUACACAAGAUGUAUACAAUCGUAAUAUCUUUUGGGAUGAUUAGCUAGAACAGAUCAUUAAAAUAGUUGAGACAAAUGCAUGGCAUAGAUCCAUUUUUUAUGAUGGGACCUUUUUUUAAAAAAAAAUUACUCCUGUCUAGUUAGAGAAUUGUGGAUAAAUUGAAGGUUCACUUGCAGUUUUUUUUUUUUGGGGGGGGUAUAUUUAUGUCAAACUAAGCAAAGUUGUUUGCUCAUUAGCCAUAAGAAAUGGGGAGGUAUUUCUCAUCUGGCUUACCACUAAUAUCAGCAUUAAGAAGUUUAAGGUUGAGGAGUUUUCACUCCAUUCUAUUGAGGCUAUUAGCCAUGCACCCUAAUCAAACACUUAGGCUGCCAACUUAUGCAAACUGUAUUUUUAUAGCUUUACCCGGGAAAUGUGUUCACUUCCUAAAUUGGUAGAAACUUGUGGUGUGUAACGUAUUCUUCCUGAAUUUCAUAAUGAAUGUUGAACCAUUCCCACAUGAUAGUUGUAAUCACAUCGAUUUUAAUGCUCUUUCAAAGUGAAUUCUGUGUGUGUUAUGGCCAAAAGUCUUGAGAGAGCCAUCCUAGUUCUUCAUGCUGUACCAAGGGCUCUAUUGUACCACAUUUCAAAAAUGGCGCUUCAAGUGACUUUUGAGCAUAUCCACAAUUAUAUUGGAGUCGGCUUUUUUUNAAGCCCCAUCCAGUGCUGUAUGUGGAGUGAGCAUGGGUACAAGUGGGAUUGAAAGUUUAAUAAAACAACGUUUAGUAAAAUUUUGGGAACACUUAAUAUAUGUAUACCUACAGUAAUUUAUGUUUAAAAGGUUAAUCUUCAGUAGGCUAUUGAUUUUUAAGUUAUGAGGUUUGUUAUUAUAGAUAAAUGUCAUUGUUUGCUGUACUACAUUUUAAGGGCAUAUUACGAUAAAUCCAGUUCAGCCAAGGUCUUUGUUAUGGUGACACCCAAUGGAAUACACAUUAAAGGUUCUACACAAAGUA